Micropterus salmoides (largemouth bass) is the source of this 6449-nucleotide messenger RNA. RefSeq names its product nectin-2-like. The record is from RefSeq and is a predicted model, not a curated record. Lineage: Eukaryota; Metazoa; Chordata; Actinopteri; Centrarchiformes; Centrarchidae. The coding region runs from base 366 to 1964 and encodes 532 amino acids. The transcript has 7 exons.
ACACACACAGUCGGACAGCCGCGCGCUCAGACUCAGCGGAACUAGUUGUUGAGAGUAGCCCAGAGAGAAAGAGAGCGCGCGCAGCAACACAUUGUUACAGCCAGAGCAGCAGCUGAAGGAAAUAUUCACCUGUGCGCUGCCAGGACGAAUUCAAAAGGAUUUUCAUUCAUUUUAGCUGACUUUCGUCUUAAAGGCGCAGUGAGGGACGCAAACAAGAAUCUCGGAGCCCUCGUCUGUCCUGUAGCCGAACAAGUUUUUUUUUGUGUGUGCCUUGAUUGAGUGACACUAACCGCAUCUUAAGGUGUUGUUUCGAUUUUUGCAAGAGACAGCGCUCCUGGUUUCAUUGAGAGGACCCGUGAUCGACCAUGGCGAGACAGGACGCCCGAAAUUGGCCUGACUGCUCAAAAAUGAUAGGACUGCUCUUCUUGGUCGCGGCGAUACUUAUUCAACACGGAGUGUCAGGUCAGCGGGUGAAGGUAGAGCCAGAAGUGUCGUCAUAUCCUGGCCAGACAGUCAACCUACGCUGUGCAUUUACUGAUGCCACUGGGAUUCAGCUCACAAUGGUCACGUGGAUCUACGAGCCGAAGGAUGGAGAAAGGAUCAACAUCGCUGUGUUUCACCCCAACUUUGAUCCCAACUACCCCGACUCACCAGUGAAGGGCAGAGUCACCUUUACACCCAGUCCCCCAAACCUGGCCAGUCCCUCAAUCCAGAUAAGCGGAGUUAGGAUGACCGAUGAGGGAAAGUACAUCUGCGAGUAUGCUACCUACCCCAGUGGCAACGAGCAAGGCAUAACAUAUCUGGUCAUGCUGGCUAAGCCUCAGAACUCAGCCUCCAUCGUAACAGUGGAAGCAGGCACUAAUCCGGUUGUUGUGGCACGCUGCGAUUCUAUGGAUGGCCGCCCCGCUGCCCAGAUCUCCUGGGUGACCACAGCCAAUGGCAAUGCGACAACAGUGUCUAAACCGGGUGCCAACAACACUGUGACAGUGAGCAGCGAGUACCUUAUGGUUCCCACAGCAGCAGACAACGGGAAAGACAUCAGCUGUGUGGUGGUGCACAGGACACAGGACAAAGCAGAGAGCUUCCCACUGAAGCUAGCCAUUCAAUACGCCCCUCAGGUGACAAUAGUGGGUUAUGACAAUAAUUGGUACUUGGGUCGUACAAAUGUAGUGCUCACCUGCCAGGCUACCGGAAACCCCAUUCCGAUCUCUGCCCAAUGGAAGACUAUGUCUGGAGAGAUGCCAGACACGGUGCAGAUCACAGGCAACGAGCUGAAGAUACUGAAAGUAGAUGAUGCCGUCAACACCACUUUUGUCUGUGAGGUCAAUAACCGCAUUGGGACCGGCAGGGACCAGGUCACAGCCAUGGUCAGAGAGCCCUCAGUGAACCCAUCCAAUGCCGGCGUUGUGGCGGGAGCCGUGAUUGGCUCCCUGCUGGCCCUCCUUUUGGUCGCCGCUCUCAUCGCUGUUCUUGUCACCCGUAGCCGCAGGCAACAGCAGGGUUACCGUGCCAAUGGCGGCAGUGACAUGAAGACACGCAUAUUUGGCGGCGGCAAGAAGGCCAGCAAGAACGGCACAGGUGGAGGCGCAGGCAGUGGUGGCGUUGGAGGUGGUAACAACAACGGCCCCAUGUUACUUUACAACGAGAGCACAUCCCACCAGGGCCUUGGUGAGAAAAACAACCACCACCAGCCGCUCACCAUGGGGGGUCGGCCUGAAGUUGUUGCCACUACGCCCACUGCCCAAGAUAUCCUGCUAAGCAAUGAAUUAGAUGAUGCAGAAAGGAGGAAGUUUGAUGAGCUGGAGGAGGAGGAGGAGAGGUAUGACCACUUCACUGGAGGGGCCCCCAUCCUUCAGCUUCGUCCACCGCAUGACCAGGAUGAUAUUAUUGGAGAUUACCUGGAUGAUGACAUGGAGUCCCAGCGGGAUGGUUCUGUCAUCUCACGGACUGCUGUCUACGUAUAGAGGAGGAGGAGGAGGAGGAGGAGGAGGAGGGGGAAAGGAGGAGGAUAAAAAGGAGGGAUGGAGGAUUCCUCCCUAGGAUUUUGUGGCUCCAGGGUGUCAUCCCUGUCUGAUAGAGAAGAAAAAAUAAUACCACUUUUAUUUUUUGAAAAUUGAUUUUAAAUAUAGCCAAUUAUUAAUCACAGUGCAGCCCGAGAAUGGGCUGAAUGGGCUGAAUGAACAGGAGGAGGGUGUGGUGGGAUGUUCAGAUAGGAGUGUUGUUAUCUGGUCCCAACAGAACUGAAAAUCAAACGGAGAAAAGAAACAACCUGGCUGCCACCGCUUCUGCUCAUGCUAUCGCUAUCACUGAGACCUUGACAAGGACUCUUGACAGACAGACUAAAAGAGAGAAACUAUGUAAUGUGGGAAUGGGAUAAUGGAAUCAUGAUACAAGCUUGGCUAUAGAGAAGGCAACUCACUUGCAUAUUCACUCUUAUCUUUACCAAAACAGUAGAAGUGUAAGAGGUUGUCAAGCAGUUACGUGUUGCCUACUAUUGUCAGUCCUCCUGUGGGAAACCUUUUGUUUUGAUAACAUGUUGUGCUGUGACAGCUUGUGGGUAGUUAGCAGCUAGUGAUGAGUUGGGAACGAAAACAUUUGAAGGUAUAGGCAGUAACCAUCAGGUAAUUCAGAAAAAAGAGCAACGUAUACACUCACGUCUUACUGGCGAGUUUUCAUUUCCGCUCUCUGCCUUCCUUUCAAACUUAAAAAAAAAUCACUGCAAACUAUCAGCAAAAGUAGACAGUCUUGAAUUUAAAAUCUAAAAAAGAACAUAAGGUCCUUUUAUAUGCGGCACAAAUACAAGAGCAGCUGUAUUUAACAAAGAAAGUUUGCAGAGAGUUUGAACUAAGUUCUUAACAAGGUAUUCCCAUACAAACUUUUGUACUGUGCCUGGAGGUAAGAGACAGUAAACAAGAGAUGAGGGAAUGAGGUGUAGCCGAUCUGACAGGGUCAAGGGAUGGAGAGGGGGAGAUGUGGGAGGCAGGAGGACUAGAGAGGAGGAAGUCUGUUCUUUUCUAUUCUUCCUCAUCCCCGUCUCUUCAGAGUCCUCCUGACAGGAGGAGCUUGAUUGGUAAUGAGCCGUGAAGUCGCUCGCUUAGCUGGGACAAACAGAUUGCCACCACUUAUCGUUUAUGACGUGGUGAUUCCUCCCGCUCCCACCUCUAUCUCUCUAUCAUCCCUCCAUCUCUCUCUCUCUCUCUCUCUCUUUCUUCAUCCCUCGCCCCCAGCAUUUAUGGGGAGUGUAUGAUUUAUCCGGGGCAGUGUCGAGGUCACGGCCACAGAGAGCAGGGGAGUAUUUUACUGCUCCUGAUGUGUCAAACGCCCCACUUACUCUAUUCCAGCCCCAGCCUGCCCUGACAUGCCAGGACUGACUAAUCCACCUAGAGUGGCCAUGUUCACUCCACUGCAUGGACGCUACUGCCUCCUCCCAUACUUAGUACCUCGCGUCCAAAGUAGCCUAUGACCACAUUAUGGUUAAAUAGGUUUUCAAUGAGAUCAUCUAAUAUUUGUUUCAAUUAGCAGAUGUUUUUUAAUAUAGUGAACAGAUCAGGAGACACAAGGUUGUGUCCACAGCAAAGCUAUGGGAGUCAUAUUGACUAACAGGCAACAAGCGGUGAACUGGCCCUUUUUAUGAUGCAGCUUCAGGGCUGAUUGUCUCCUGACUGUUAUUUUAUCCUUCUAACGAGCCACUCGUGGCUAUUGUACACUGCUUUCUUUGUGGCUCAGUGCGUACAUUUUCAUGCGUCACUAUAUCUAUGUAGCCACUGGAUGACUGUGAUGGACAAUCUUGGAGAGAGGCCUCACUGUAGCUCCUCUAAUCAUGCUUUUCCUGAUCUUCUAACCAAUUUCCCUCUGACCCACUGAGAAAUCUGGUGAAUGCGGCUCUCUAUGACUGUACUGACCUCUUGUAGGGCUCAGCUAAGAUCUGGGUUGCAGUUUGCUGCAGGUCAUGAGGUCAAAUGCUGGGUGACCCAUUGCCAUGGGCACGGAUUAUUUCGCUUGCCCCAUUUCUUAUCAUAGCUGCUUUUAACCUUGAACUGUAGAGCUGAGAAACCGUUGCAUAUAGUAGAAGUAUCUGUAUCAGGUCAGACAGUCCUUGUUUGCCAUUGUGAUGGCUGUUAACCUUCAGAGAGGCGGAGAGAGACACAGGAGGCAGAUGACAAAAACAGACAGCGUUUAGUGUUUGAGCACUGUCUAGCAUAUUGUAAGCCAGUGUGUUCAAUAGGAUUAUCGUGUAAUGGCCUUAGCUUAUACAUGAAUGGAACACCUGUCAACCUGGGGUACAGUAAAUUUGCUGAACACAGCUGAUUUGUCACAACCACUCAAAAUAAAAAUGUAUUACUUACUUUUGCACUCGUGUGUGUCACAGCGACAAAAAGAAGUGAGUGAAAUACUUCUUGGGGUAAAAAUGGAGAUACGGGACAAAAAUGUUGUAUGUACAUUUUGGUGUGAGGUAUCUGUGUACUAUAUAUAUAUAUAUAUGUAAGCAUCUUUAUUUUUCUUGUGAAAAUGUGGAUAUUUAUCAAAAUGUAAAUAUCAGAUCGAUGGAGCCAGUGUUGCCAGUGUUGUGGAAAUAAAGAGGAAGGUCGUCUAAGCCUGAAGUUCAAAUGUCUCAGAGGGCAUUCAGAAUGUAAUUUUUAAUCUAAUGAAUACCUUGGUGGUUUGGGUAUACUGAACUGUCUGAGCAGAGUUUACUUAAAGCCUAAGAGUUGUAUUGGGGAUGAGGAAAAAUUAUAUAAUCUUGUAUAAUGUUUUUUUGUUCAAGUUAGCAUUCCUUACAUUGCCACAUAAUAAGCACACACUAUUUCUUUUUUUUUUGCACAAUUGGCUUCUCCCUCUCCUUGACAGGCACCCUGCAGAAUGCAAAAAUACUCAUAAUUUAUCAGGUAGACCGUAACCACACAAGCGACGGUCUGUGUUGUGUCUGAGUCAGCGCUGUGUGUGUGUGUGUGUAGGUGUGUAGGUGUGUGUCAGUGCAUAUUUCCAUGAUGCUCGGACGCUUUGGGACAUCUCUCACUGCCAUUGGGGCUGUAACCUGAGUAUCUACCCCUUUGUCACCAUAGAACACUGGCAAACUGAAGAUAUUAUUGUGCAUUUCGAAGACACUCACUCGUGCACACAUACUAUACAUAUACAUACGCAGAAUGCAGAGAAACAUUCGCCCACACACAAACACCCCUCAGUCACUCUCAUUAUGCUCACUCCCACAGCCAAACUGUGCAGAAGACACCUCAUACCUGACAACCCUGCCAUCUCCUGACAUAAGCCCACACAAAAAUGUGCUUGCAUAGCUGCACACAAACUCACACGAAGACACUUCUUCUUUCUCCUCUUCUUGCUCAGUGGCUCUGUCAGGACAUAUACCAUGUCCUGUUACUGUGGAAAGAGCCACAGCGCGAUGUGUCCCCUGCUCCACUACUUUCUGCUCCCCAAAUAGUCCCACCCGUUCCCGAAUCAGUGACCAUGUAGAGCAGAGAAGACUGCACAUUCAGGGACACGCCUUUCACCCAGUGUCAGAGAAACAGUCUUUUUAGGAAACUGUUUGUCCGUUGCGCCUUUUGUUCUACAUAGGAAAUAUAGCUUUCAUAAAAAUGCCACUGCUCUGACCUCCUCCCCCUCACGGAUCUCUUUGAAUGCUUUUAGAGAGUGGCAACUUCCUACUCCUCUCCAAAAUGUUGUUUUUGACUUCUCUCACCUCCGCCACCACGACCGCCUCCACAGACACUGGCACACCGUUGCCACCCACUGAGGCACCCAAGUAAGGCUUGUCAGACAAAAUGCUUUUAGAGAAAUCCAUGAUCCUGGCCCGGGGUCUAGCACAAGGUUGGAUAGUCAAAAUACCCAAUACUUUUCUUUUCUAGGAAGCCACAUACUGUUGCUAUUUCUUUGGCUCCAAACAUCUGAUGACUAAUCAAAGCCUUAACAUCUCCCAUCUCACUCACACACACACAAAAAAGAGAAAACCUUCCUGUGUACAUAGUAUAAAUAUAUAAAUAUGUAGCAGAGUAAAAGAAUUACUAAUUUAUGGUGUCACGUUUGUGUAUUUCUCAGUGACAGCAAGCAUGAAGGAUUUAUUUUCUCCUAUUACAGUUUCUCCUCUUUUCUGUUAUUUUGCAGUGCUUUAUAAUUUAUGUUUUCUGAGUGCUUUAUUCUUGACUGCUGAGCUGUGAUUGCUGCCAAAACUGGCAAAUGUGCUUCUUCUAUACAAAUGAACUGUACACACAACAAAACAGACAAAACAGUCUUAUCCUAAAAUGUGCUUUUUAUUAUUGACUGCUCUGUGUAAAAGUUGUUGGGUUUUUAUUUUCUUUUUUGUAUUUUUAAUUUCAAAUUUGUUUUAGUCUUUGAAAAAAAAGCAGAUUUCAAAUUGUUGUCACCAUUUUGUUGUGUCUUUCUAAAUUUUUUUUGUAUUUGGUUGCUAUUAAAGAUUCCUUGAUUUUUGAAAUGUU